This is a messenger RNA of Apiotrichum porosum, 930 nucleotides long. RefSeq lists its product as uncharacterized. The transcript is spliced from 6 exons. Lineage: Eukaryota; Fungi; Basidiomycota; Tremellomycetes; Trichosporonales; Trichosporonaceae. The record is from RefSeq and is a predicted model, not a curated record. Bases 1 to 930 code for a protein of 309 amino acids.
AUGCUCGAGAACGUCUACAUUGCCCGGCACGGCUACCGCGCCAACUGGGAGGACCCUAGUAUCGUGACAAGCGCGACAGGAAUGUACCAUGACCCUCCUCUUGCCCAACGAGGUCUGGUUCAGGCCCACCACCUGGGGGACUUCCUCAGCGACCCACCGGCACCGUUGCCCAAGCCCGACGUACUCUACAGCUCGCCCUUCUUUCGGUGUCUCCAGACCAUCCAGCCUCUGGCCAAAGCGACAGGCAAGGAGGUGCACUGCGAGCACGGCGUCAUGGAAUGGUUUUCAAAGGCAGCACCAGGCUCCGGCUUGCAUGCCCGCCCAUACCCCGUUGCGGAGCUCCAACCACACUUCCCGGAUAUGACUCUGCACCCAACCUACCAGUCGACCUACCUGCCCACUCGACACGGCGAGACCCUGGAGGAGCUCAGGGAGCGUUCUGACACCUUUGUUGAAGCCUUUGUCCGCCGUGUUGAGACCGAGUAUCCCGAUGCCACGACUGCAGUCAUUGUCGCACAUGCCGCUACUUUACUUGGUGACUAUGCCCACGACGUUCAAUCACCCACCGCUGGCGUAUCGCUGUACCGUCGCAAGAACAUUGUUCCGAUCGCCGGUCUUGAGCCUGUCGACCUUGUCUACAGCGACGAUCGCUACCCCAGCGACAAGCAGGUUGCGACGGCACAGUCCUGCAACGGCGCCUGCGACGGUGUGGCACACGAGCCAGUUCUGGGCGACUGGGUGCUGCUGGUCAACGGCCACACAGACCACCUCCCAGCUGGAGCUGAGGCGAACUGGAGCUUCCGCGAAUGCGAGUUUACGCCGGAUGGGCAGGUCGUACUUGACAAGGGCGAUGGAGAGCCGUUUACAGAGCAUGAUUUGAAGCCUGUGGGAUUGUCAGCUGGAAUGGAACAGCACCUUUGCAAGGCAUAG